AUGGUUGUUGAGGAGUGUUUAGAGGAGAGAGAACCGGCUGAAUUGUUGAAGAAAUUCAACAAUGUUGAGAGGAGAGAGGGACGCCACGUGGCGCCCUCUGAAUGGCUCGGUCAGGCGCGUGUAAUACACGCGCCGACAGGGCGCGUGAGUGGCAGUCCAAACUAUUAUCAAGUCCCACAUCAAAUCUCCAACCAACGUCCUCAAAAUCCAAACUAUUAUCAAGUCCCACAUCAAAUCUCCAACCAACGUCCUCGAAAUCCAAACUAUUAUCCAGAUCCAAAUCAAUAUUCGUACCAACCUCCUCAAAACAUACAAAAUUUUAACCAGUCAUCAAUUGCUCCAAACUCUCAUCCAUCUUAUGGAUCUGUGAGAUAUUCAUCUCAAACACCCCAGUCUAGUGGUUAUAUGCCAGUGGUUCCUGAAAAUUUUCCGAGUGUUGAUGUGUCGGAAUUUCCGGAAUUUUCAACACAAGUCAAUCUUGGUGGCGGGUCAGCUGAUAAUGAAGUCAAUGAAGUCACUCCUAAGAGCAAAAAAACCGUUUCACCCGCAUGGAACACUGCACAAAAUCUAGUGCUAAUUAGUGGGUGGAUUAAUUGUGGAACAAGCAGUGUUGUCGGAAGAAACCAGAAAGGAGAAACAUUUUGGAGAGAUAUUGCUGAGUAUUGUAAUGAGCAUUGCUCAUUCGAUCCUCCGCGCGAUUGGGUUGCCUGCCGAAACCGUUGGAAUUAUAUGAACGCAAGACUGGGUAAAUGGAUUGGCGCUUAUGAUAGCGCUAAGCGUGAGCAACGAAGCGGUUGGUCGGAGGAUGAUGUUAUCGCAAAAGCGCAGGAAUUAUUCGCAAGUGGGAAGAUUGAUCAAUUUACUUUCAUGGAAGAAUGGCGCGCUCUCCGUGAUCAACCACGUUUUUGUAGUCAGGUAGGAGGAAAUAGUGGCUCGAGAAGUAGUGGAUCUAAGAGAUCACACGACAGUGAUGCAAGUGGCUCAAACUCUAUAGGAUCAAUUCCUCGUCCAAUGGGUAGGGAGGCAGCUAAAAAAAAGAGUAAAAAGAAAAUUAGAGAAGAUGCUGACGAGGUGGUGGACAAAGAGUGGGAUUCUUAUAUCCAUUUCAAGGAGAAAGAGCUUGAAAAAUUGGAAAAGAUAGCAUCGGUGCAAGCAGAGACUAACGAAUUGAUGAAAGAGAAGACUAAUGCGAUGAAAGAGAAGACUAAUGCUAAGAAAGUUAGUAUGUAUCUAAAGCUAACUUCGGAAGAGCAUCUCAGUGACCGUAAGAAAGAGUUGUUAGAGCAGUUGUCCAAAGAGCUAUUUGGAAAUUAAUUUCAAGCGAGUCUUUG
Messenger RNA from Lotus japonicus, 1331 nucleotides. RefSeq names its product glutathione S-transferase T2-like. The record is from RefSeq and is a predicted model, not a curated record. Bases 1 to 1314 code for a protein of 437 amino acids. NCBI's taxonomy places the organism in Eukaryota, Viridiplantae, Streptophyta, Magnoliopsida, Fabales, Fabaceae. The transcript has 2 exons.